CUUAUAUGGUAUUUUUUCAAAUUAUUUACUUACAUGGUAUAAUAAUCUAUGUGCCAGUUUGUUUUUCUCUAUAGUAAUUAUCUGUUUUUGGAAAAGGAUUACUAUUUAUAUGAAUAGUAAGCUUUUUGGCUUUUUCGCUGCGAUUAUAACUCUGUUCCUAAUAACUAGUGUUUUUGGUUAUAAAAAUUAAUAUUCAAAAUAAAAUAUUGAAUUAAAAAAAAAUUAAUUAGUUAAGAAUGGUAAUUUGAAAAAAAAAAUUUAAGGUUAAAUUUAUUGAACUGAUAUUAGUUUAGGGAACUAUAGUAUUUUAAUCAUAAAUUAGUUGAUCGCAUUUGAUUUUGUCAUUUUGAUGAGAGAAAAAAGAGGCAGAGGGAGGGGGACAAAAUACCGACGGUGACGCGCUUCACAAGUCGUUGGAAAAGGAAGUGAUGUAGGAUCCCACAUAAUGUGACGUGUAGGCCUUCCAGUCCUCCGUUUUUCUUUCUUAUUUUUUCUUUUACGCUUCACCACAAGUGUUUUUGCACAUUUUCAUUUACAAAUAUUUAAUAGGCAAAUCAUUUUUUAAUAUAUAAACCAAUUCGUUAUAGACAUAGUUAACGUAUGUUACUUGAUCAUGGAAUUUGUUUCGGUGGGAAAUAGCAUUUUUCUCGUUAUAGACUUGGCCAUUUUGUGUGUGUUGUGUCACAAGCAAUAACGAGAAAAAUAGAUAAUUGCAUUUACUAUGAGAUGAAUUUAAAUGACAUAUGAUUCAUUUUUCCAAAACAAAAAGGCCAUAUAAACUCCCCAGAAUAUAAAUAUUUCUGAACAGAUUAAGCUAACAUCAACUGGAUUUUGAUUUUCGAAUGUUGUAUUUCACAUACCGUUAUAUUUCACAUAUUAGCCAAAAAUAUGCAACUCAUUACACCAAAAUUUGAGGACUCUUGUCUAAAAUAAGUAUAGUUAAAACUUAGGAGUCUUUGAGUUAAUAAAAAUAUGCAGUUCCCUAGAUAGCUAUAAUGGCGAGACCAUCCAUAAAACCAAUGCAGUGAAUGUACAGAUGUCUUCAAAAGGGAAGAAGUGAGAAUAGAGCGAAAGAUUACACUUCAAGCAAACGCAUUCCCACAAAAUAAAGAUAUCAGAAAUAAAGCGUUUCGUUUAUUUUAGUUAACAACGAAAAGAAUACAAAAGAGUUAAAGUGUCUCUCUGCUUUUUUUCGUUUCUCCCCCAAAAAAGUCGAAACCUCGUGUUCCACCGCCAAAUCUGAUUAAGCUGUUAUAUUUCUGUUUGUUUUCUCAAUAUUUCUGUGUGUGUUUCGCUGUGACUGGUGAGAAAUGAUGAAGAGAGGGACGGUAGAAGAAGUUGGAAUCAUCGGAGGGUUGGUCUUAGCUCAGGUGAUCUACGCCGGAAACUCGGUGUUACUGAGUCAGUUGAUGUCUCUUGGAGUCGACCCGCUUCUUAUCGUUAUCUUCUGCACCUUAGCAUCGUUUGUUCUCAUCAGCCCUCUUGCUUUUCUCCUUGAAAGGUACCUUUGUUUCUUAUGUUUUAAACCAUAUAACUCAUUGAUUCAACCAAACUUUUUCUAUUCCUUUUUAUUUUUGUUAAUGUUUUUUUUUUUGGUGGUGGGUAUAUGCAGGAAACUGUGGCCUACAAGUCUAAGUUUCAAGUUGAAGACAAAACUGGUUUACGUUUCUAUUGUCGGAGUGACUUUGUUCCAGUGGUUAUUCUUAGAAGGAAUGAAACACACCUCUGCAUCAAUGGCUACAGCUAUGCCUAAUCUUGCUCCUGCUUUCAUUUUCGUCAUUGCUUGGGCUGCUGGGAUGGAGAAAGUGAAGCUAAGUUGUAUGUACAGUAGAGUUAAGAUGGGAGGCACGGUGUUGUGUGUGAUGGGAGCUUUCAUUAUGAGCUUAAUGCACAGUACUACAGCCACAUCGAGCUCGGUCAAAGCUUUGCCUAUUGUCCCUGACCAUGUCGUUUUGGACAAGGAGAAGAUAUUAGGUUGCAUCUGUCUCCUCCUUUCCAUAUGCUGCUUGUCGUCUAGUAUUGUCCUCCAGGCAUCCAUACUAGUCGAGUUUCCAGCGAUAUCAAUGUUUUCAAUUGUCACUUUGAUGGGUGGGAUCUCCACGGUAGCUUUGCAGUAUGUUCUUAAGGGGAGUAUGGAAAUGGGAAGUGCAUCAGUAAUCGGUCUUGGCCACCUUGUGGGAUUUGCAGUGCUGGGAGGGUUGGUGAAUGGAGGAGGUAUGUGUUUUAGUGCAUGGGUGAUUAAGAGGAAAGGACCGGUGAUUGUGUCUCUCUUUAGUCCAAUUGCUACUGUGGUAUGUGUCCUUGUCUCUGCUUUCACCAUGAAAGAGAGUUUCAACCUUGGAAGCUUUGCGGGAAUGGGGUUGAUGUUCGGAGGACUCUACUUUGUUCUGUGGGCUAAAGGGAAAGAAGAUUGUGGAGAAGGUGAUGAAGAUGAUGAAGAAGAAAGUGUGCUUAGAACAGAGUUUGAUCUUGAGAAGCCUCUCUUGCGUUAAAGUCUUGUUUUCUUAGUGCUCAUGUUAUUUUAGUGUAGUUUUAAAGAAGUAUAUAUGUGUGUGUGAAACCAACAUAGUUAGACCAAGAAAAGAUACCAUACAGGUUUUAGGAUUUCCUAUCGAAUGUAUAUGGUACUUGACGAUCUCCUUCAUAUAGAAACAUAAUGGUUAAAGCUCUUAAGCAGA
Messenger RNA from Brassica rapa (field mustard), 2678 nucleotides. RefSeq names its product WAT1-related protein At4g16620. NCBI's taxonomy places the organism in Eukaryota, Viridiplantae, Streptophyta, Magnoliopsida, Brassicales, Brassicaceae. The record is from RefSeq and is a predicted model, not a curated record. Gene Ontology annotation, cellular component: membrane. Gene Ontology annotation, molecular function: transmembrane transporter activity.